AUGAUUAAUGAUCCACCAAUAAUUUUUAUUGCAUUAAUUGAUUGUUUAAGAGAACGUAAUAAUGUUGAUUUAUUUUAUAAUUUUACAAAUUAUUCAACAGCAGCAAUUUUUACAAUACUUUUACAUCUUCUACAUUCAUUACCACAACCAUUAAUAUCAUAUAAAAUGCAAGAUAAAAUACGUAUUUCGCUUUCAAUUUUACACGAACAUCUUGAUAGAAAUCAACGACAUGCCUUUAUUUUAGCUUGUCUUAAUGAAGAAAAGAAAAAUUAG
This is a messenger RNA of Rotaria sp. Silwood1, 273 nucleotides long. The record is from the annotation of a GenBank genome assembly. NCBI's taxonomy places the organism in Eukaryota, Metazoa, Rotifera, Eurotatoria, Philodinida, Philodinidae.